Baudoinia panamericana UAMH 10762 is the source of this 735-nucleotide messenger RNA. RefSeq lists its product as uncharacterized. Gene Ontology annotation, molecular function: proton transmembrane transporter activity. The record is from RefSeq and is a predicted model, not a curated record. Bases 1 to 735 code for a protein of 244 amino acids. Gene Ontology annotation, biological process: proton motive force-driven ATP synthesis. Lineage: Eukaryota; Fungi; Ascomycota; Dothideomycetes; Mycosphaerellales; Teratosphaeriaceae. The transcript is spliced from 3 exons.
AUGGCGUCGCUUAUCGCCAGACGCGGCCUGAGCGCCGCCCUGGCCCGCCCAACCCUCCGCUCCACGAUCCCGGCCUGCACCACUGCCUUCACCACAAGCAUCCCCCGCCGCGCCGACAACGUGCCGCAGAGAGAUCCCAAAGAGACCGCACAGUCCAUUCUUGACGCACUCCCCGGCAACAACCUCGUCUCCAAAACCGCCAUUCUCUCCGCCGGUGCCGGUAUCUCCAUUGCCGCGAUCUCCAAUGAGAUCUACGUUGUAAACGAGGAGUCCAUUGUCGCUUUCAGUAUCCUCACUAUCUACUGGUCUAUCUACCAAUAUGCCGGUCCUAUGUACAAGCAGUGGGCGGACUCGCUAGCGGACAAGUACGCUGGCAUUCUGAAUGCGGCAAGGAAGGACCACACCGACGCCGUCAAGGCUAGGAUCAACAAUGUGAAGGACCUGAGCGGGGUGAUUGACAUCACGAAGGACCUGUUCGCGGUCUCGAAGGAAACUGCCCAACUAGAGGCCCAAGCCUACGAGCUCGAGCAGCGUACUGCGCUUGCGCACGAAGCGAAGACCGUACUUGACAGCUGGGUCCGCUACGAGGGUCAGGUCAAGCAGCGACAACAGCAAGAGCUGGCCGCCAGUAUCAUCGCCAAGAUUGAGAAGGAGCUCGAGAAUCCGAAGGUGCUUGACCAGAUCCUGAAGCAGAGCGUGUCUGAUAUCGAACGCAUUGUCAGCCAGAAGUCGUAA